AUGGAGGGAGGAACAGAUAUCUACUUGCAUCACAAGAGUCUCUUGAAAGAGCUCAGUAUACUAAAAAUCCAAGAAGAAUACAUCAAGGACGAGCAACGUCACUUGAAGAGGGAAUUGAUCAGAGCUCAAGAAGAAGUCAAGAGAAUCAAAUCGGUGCCGUUGGUGAUUGGGCAGUUCCUAGAGCCAAUUGACGAAAACACCGGAAUUGUGUCGUCUACAACGGGGUCCAACUACGUGGUGCGUAUCUUGUCCACCUUGGACCGCGAGUUGUUGAAACCUUCCUCGUCGGUGGCAUUGCAUCGCCACUCCAACGCCUUGGUUGACAUUUUGCCGCCCGAGGCCGACUCAUCGAUAUCCAUCGUGGGCGAGAAUGAAAAACCAGACGUUACGUAUGCCGACAUUGGUGGUCUAGAUAUGCAAAAGCAGGAAAUCAUCGAGUCUGUCGAAUUGCCCUUGGAGCAAGCACACUUGUAUAGCCAGAUCGGUAUUGACCCACCACGAGGUGUGCUUUUGUACGGACCCCCAGGUACCGGUAAGACCAUGUUGGUGAAGGCGGUAGCCAACGCCACCAAGGCUGCGUUUAUCAGGAUCAACGGGUCUGAGUUUGUGCAGAAAUAUCUCGGUGAAGGGCCAAGAAUGGUGAGAGAUGUGUUUAGAUUGGCUAGGGAAAACUCGCCAGCAAUCAUUUUCAUAGAUGAAAUUGAUGCUAUCGCGACAAAGAGAUUUGAUGCUCAAACGGGCGCCGAUCGUGAGGUUCAAAGAAUCUUGUUGGAGUUGUUGAACCAAAUGGACGGGUUUGACCAAACGUCCAACGUGAAAGUUAUCAUGGCUACAAAUCGAGCAGACACAUUGGAUCCUGCAUUGUUGAGACCUGGGAGAUUGGAUAGAAAAAUCGAGUUCCCCAAUUUGAAGGACAGGAGAGAGAGGAGAUUGAUUUUUACUACUAUUGCUUCGAAGAUGUCGCUUGCGCCUGAAGUAGAUUUGGACUCGUUGAUCAUAAGGAACGAUCCGUUAUCUGGAGCGGUGAUUGCGGCAAUCAUGCAAGAAGCUGGCUUGAGAGCAGUGAGAAAGAAUAGGUAUAUGAUAUUACAAAAUGAUCUCGAAGAAGCAUACAGUUCGCAAGUCAAGACGGGCACGGAGCACGAUAAAUUUGAAUUCUACAAAUAG
This is a messenger RNA of Lodderomyces beijingensis, 1167 nucleotides long. NCBI's taxonomy places the organism in Eukaryota, Fungi, Ascomycota, Pichiomycetes, Serinales, Debaryomycetaceae. The record is from the annotation of a GenBank genome assembly.